UGUAAACAAUGCGUUUUAAAUUACACAUGGAGUUUGUUAUUUUUAAUAAUUGGAAUUAUUGAAUGUUUUAUACAAGAAGCUAACUAAUCUUAAAUACUCCGAUUUUUACAUAACGAUCCGGUGUAAAUUGUGACAUUAUCUAAACCUCCAAAUCCUUUUAUCAAAAAUUUGAUAGAAUUUAAAACGUUUUGACAAUGAAUGAAAAUCUAAAUCCAAACUUUAAAGAACUUAAUAUAUCAAAACCAACAUUGAAGGCCUUAAAAAAGAUGGGAUUAAGCCAAAUGACUGAUAUUCAAACUGCUGUUCUACCUAAGGCGCUAUCUGGUGAUGAUAUUGUAGCCACAGCUAAAACUGGCUCAGGAAAAACAUUAGCAUUUCUAAUUCCAGUAGUGGAGGUUGUUGUAAGAAAUUUGAAUGAUCAAAUUCCAGUGACUCUAUGUAUUAUUAUAUCACCUACAAGAGAGUUAGCUAUUCAGACUUACACAGUACUGAAAGAUAUUAUCAGUUUUUACAAUAAUAUAAGUUCAACAUUAAUUAUUGGUGGUGAAAGCAGAAAGAAACAAAGUGAACAUUUAUUCAAUGGUGUUCACAUUGUUGUUGCUACUCCUGGAAGACUUUUUGAUCACAUGAGAACCAAAGAGUUUGAUUAUAAAAAUGUCUCCUGUUUGGUGCUAGAUGAAGCUGAUAAGAUAUAUCAAUAUGGGUUUGAGGAAGAUUUAAAACAGAUUAUCACCAGACUUCCUAAGGACAGACAAACAAUGUUAUUUAGUGCAACAAAAUCAGAGACUACAGAAGCACUAAUAGAGUCUGCUAUGAAAGAAGAUGUACAUAUAAUUAAUACUAAUGAGGAUAAUGAUAAGGCGACAGUUGAUGGUCUUAAACAAGGCUAUGUUGUUUGUGAGACUGAAUACAGAUUACAUUGGUUACAUAAAAUGUUAAAGAAGUCACAAAAGCAAAAGGUCAUGGUAUUUUUCUCGAGUUGUAAAUCUGUUGUGUUUCAUCAUGAAUUUAUGACCAGAUAUUGUAAUCUGGAUGUACUGUGUAUUCACGGUAAGAUGAACCAAGAUGAACGAACCUGUACCAUGACACAAUUCUAUAACUCCGCGAAAAUUGCACUCUUCUGUACAGACUUGGCUGCCAGAGGAUUAGAUAUACCAGCUGUUGAUUGGAUAGUGCAGUUCGAUCCACCAUCCGAUACUAAUGAGUACAUCCACAGAGUUGGAAGAACUGCUAGAGGAUCUGGCGCGGAGGGCAGCGCUGUUUUAUUGCUGCGGCCCGAAGAGGUUGAGUUUGUUGAUUAUUUGAAGGAAGCUAUGAUAUAUUUGGAUAAGUACGAGGGCUGGAACCAAUACAGCAACUUGCAGCCAAAGUUGGAAGCAGCCAUGACAGAUCCAGAAUUUCACAAAAUGGCUGUGGAUGCCUUUGAAGGGUACAUAAGGGCAUUAGAAGUGAAGAGAUUAAAACACGUGUUCAAUGUACUUAGCAUGGAUAUGGAUCUUGUAGCCAAGUCUUUUGGUCUCAAAGAAAAACCGGACGUUGAUAUUCAUAUUGGCUUCAGUAAAAAGCACAGAGCACGAAAAAGAAAAGCGGCUUUACUUUCCACAACUGUAGGGUCAACUAAGUAAUUAAAAGCGUAACUUAAUUAGCAAAAUGUAAAUGUAAUGUAAAUAUGUAUCAAAAUAUUAUAUAUUUUUUGGGAUAAAAAUAAAACAUGCUUUAAGAAA
This is a messenger RNA of Leptidea sinapis, 1724 nucleotides long. Its product is annotated as probable ATP-dependent RNA helicase pitchoune. Gene Ontology annotation, biological process: maturation of LSU-rRNA from tricistronic rRNA transcript (SSU-rRNA, 5.8S rRNA, LSU-rRNA). The transcript is spliced from 9 exons. The record is from RefSeq and is a predicted model, not a curated record. Gene Ontology annotation, cellular component: nucleolus. Gene Ontology annotation, molecular function: RNA helicase activity; nucleic acid binding; ATP binding. The coding region runs from base 195 to 1625 and encodes 476 amino acids. NCBI's taxonomy places the organism in Eukaryota, Metazoa, Arthropoda, Insecta, Lepidoptera, Pieridae.